CGCUGCUUUGUAUCGAUGGUCGCAUGUGCAAUGUUCAAUGCAGCAGCUUCACUCGUGUAGUCGCAAAAAAUCACCCUCUGCAUCAUUUCUUUAAACCGCGUCUUUACUUGCUACACCCUACACCUCCCUCUCCGCCGCGCGCGAACACACCAAGAUGGACGGAAUGAACUACGACCCCAUGGUCAUGGACGGGGAGCCCGAGCAGCCCCAAGUCAAGAUCUCAGCGGCCGAUAUCACAAAGGUCGACUUUGAGCUCUCCAAGACGAACCUCGCCUUUGCCAACGCCCUGCGCCGAAUCAUCCAAGCCGAGGUGCCGACGAUCGCCAUCGACCUGGUAGAAAUCGAAGUCAACAGCUCAGUGCUGGCUGACGAGUUCAUUGCCCACCGCCUGGGCCUCAUCCCUCUCGAUUCGAAAGAAGUUGGCGAGCUCAACUACUCCCGUGACUGCGACUGCGAGCAAUACUGCGAACACUGCAGCGUGACACUCUCCCUACACGCCAAGUGCACAUCCGACGAUAUUAUGAAGGUCUAUGCGCGUGACCUUGUCGUCGACGGCCGACACGCAAACGCGGUUGGUGGCCCCGUCAUAAGAGACCCAGAGGGCUACGGCUGCUUGAUUGCGAAGCUGCGAAAGGACCAGGAGUUGAAGAUUACGUGCAUUGCCAAGAAGGGAAUCGCAAAGGAGCACGCCAAAUGGAUGCCGACGUCUGCUGUGGGAUUCGAAUAUGACCCUCACAACAAGUUGCACCACAUUGACAUGUGGUUCGAGAACGAUACAGACCCAGAAGUGGAAUGGUGAGUUAUCAACCGCGCUGUGCCAUGUGAACUUGGGUAAGACAGGACUGACGAUUGGUAGGCCGAAGAGCAAGUACGCCCAG
Ilyonectria robusta is the source of this 878-nucleotide messenger RNA. RefSeq names its product DNA-directed RNA polymerase. The transcript is spliced from 3 exons. Gene Ontology annotation, cellular component: RNA polymerase II, core complex. The coding region runs from base 155 to 799 and encodes 214 amino acids. Gene Ontology annotation, biological process: DNA-templated transcription. The record is from RefSeq and is a predicted model, not a curated record. Lineage: Eukaryota; Fungi; Ascomycota; Sordariomycetes; Hypocreales; Nectriaceae. Gene Ontology annotation, molecular function: DNA binding; DNA-directed RNA polymerase activity; protein dimerization activity.